Molecule: messenger RNA, 1687 nt
Organism: Rhopilema esculentum
Lineage: Eukaryota; Metazoa; Cnidaria; Scyphozoa; Rhizostomeae; Rhizostomatidae
Product: transcobalamin-1
Biological process (GO): cobalamin transport
Molecular function (GO): cobalamin binding
Source: RefSeq, a predicted model, not a curated record
UUUAGGCAGAUGCUUUUGACAUCUGCCAAUAUAAUUUCUGAGACUUUUGUAAUAUCGGUCUUGAAUGUGCUUGAAAAGUACCGAAUACCCAGUCCGGGUUUUACACCAGCAGUAAAUGAACUUUGUCCUAGUCAUAUAAAUAUAUGUGACACAAUAACAUCGAACAAAGUUGUGUCCAAACAAAGGUAACGAGAGGCUCGCACCAUCGCCAAAGACGCUCGAAAACUGGUUGUUUGCAAAAUGAAGCUGUGUAUAGUUGGCAUCACCGUGCUUGUGGCUUUUGCAGUGACAGCAAAUGGCUACUGUGAUUACAAGAGCCAUGCCAUACACACAGGGCUAUCCAAAGCCAUUCUACAGGCAAAUCGAUGGUUGUUAGAAGCUCAAGAUGAUGAAGGAAAAUGGCUAGAUGCCCAUACAACAGGGUAUGCGCUGACUGUUUUAAAACUAAUGGGAUAUGAUUUGGAUGAGGAGAACACGUGCUCAAAAACUUUCCAGAAGGCUGCGAAGUAUUUGAAAGGUGUCAAAGGUGACAUCAAAGAAGCACAUGGUGGUGAACUUGCGCAAAUAAUAAUGGGCCUAAAUGCUUUGUGUGAAGAUCCAAGUGAUUAUCAAGGGAUGAAUUUAACAGACAAUUUGCUUCAGGAUGUGAACAACUUCCCAAAAGGCAAAUUCAAUCACUACUUUCAGUACAGCCUCGCACUGAUGACCCUUGGUAUCAAUGACGUAAGAGUCGAGUGGUCCGCCGUGGAACGAAUCUUGAGUAAAGUGGAGAUGAUACUUCGAACUGGAGAGAAGCACACCAAAGACACGUGUGCACUGUUCGUGAUGGCGUUGCAAAGUGUUGUUCAUCAAUUCCACGAUAAAGAAUAUCAGUUGAAGUGGAUUAACAAAAUCAUUACAAAGCUGAGCAACACCCUGGCAAUGAAAACGAAAGCUGGUAUGGACAAUCACGUGACCAUAGCCCUUGUAAUGCAGGCUCAAACUGCAGUUGGGAAAGACCUUGAUUGGAAGGAAACCAAAUGCGAGAAAACACUCAGAUAUAUAAUAAAUCAGAAAGCUAAAGACGGUUCGUUUGGUAACCUGGGCUCCACGCUCAGUGUUCUUCCUGCUUUAGCUGGUGUUUCAUUCUUGGAUUUGAAGAACAACGCAAGCUGCAAUUACGAUGAGAAAAAAAAACCAUUGCCAGGAAAUAUUGUCGUCAGCAUUGAUAUUGAUUUCGAGGCAACUGAAAAAGAGAGUCCCGAAACACAAGUUGUGCAGAUAGUAAAUGGUUCAACGGUUCUGGAUGCAUUGCGAGCCGCCGCUGCGGAGGACGAAUGCUACCAAUUCGAGACACGCACAACAUCAUGGGGAGAAUCACUGGUAAGGCUUUGUAGAAACCACAUUGUCAAUAACAAGAAAAUCUAUUGGUUUUACUACGUAAAUGGAAAGAUGCCAAAUAAGGGCUUCGACAGUUACGUGCUGGAAAAUGGAGAUUCUGUUACAUUCAAGUAUCGAAAACUCUCAAAUUAAAUGAAGAGAACAAUAUAACUGAUCGUAGCACGUGCUUAUCGAUAACCUUUUACAGUGAUUUACAAAAGUAGUUGAUUGACAGAUUUUGUAGUGAAAUUUUGUCCAAAGUAGAGCAGUAUGAUAACGAUGGAAGUAGACUGGGCAACUAAAUUUAAGCAAUCAAGCAUUUACAAAA